GACGAUCUUCACCGCCUGAGAAUGACUGAACCCAAAGCUAAAGCUACUGACUUGUCCUCUAUUCCUGGUUGUCAAGAAACGCUAUAGCAAUGUUUCACCCUUGGUUCCUGUUAGUUUUUCGUUUGACACUAGUUGUUCACCAAUUGCAGAUACUGGCCUGGCGACAACUGACAGUAGUGGGGAUUACGAGCAAGUCAUCGUGUACCUUCACAAGCCAACGGGGUAUUACUAUAAUCCUACGAGUCAGCAGUAUCUAGUGCCUGUGUCUCAUUCAUAUUGUGAGCAGCAGUCAGUCACAACAACCAGUGCUGCUGAUUCUGUAACAAGAAUCGCUCCUUUAGCAACCAAGUGUGAUGAAGCCGAUGUCGACUCACUAACUACUGGACAUACAGACUCUAAAUCUAAACUACCUUUUAUCGCUGGUCUCCAAGGUACCGAAUUGAAAUGACUACAGUAACACAGGCCAGGUCUCUUAAUCCCUUUCAUUUACUACCGACAGAUUUGUUGUUUGUAAACCCACAAUAAUAAUAGUUGUACAUGUCUAACUCUGUUUGCACCCAUCAGACUAUAGGGAGAGAGCCUGAUCAACAUUUUUUUUUAUAUCAGUCCCUUCUUGUUCUGCAAUCAUAUUCUAGUCCCUUAAAAAAAAACCUCUUAUAGUCUCUCUGUUCAACCAUUUCUCCCAUAAGUUGGGGAUAGUGAUGAGGAAGAGCUUCAAAAGUUGUCUGCUCUUGAGAAAGAGUUUAAGACGAGUAAGGAGCAGUCCAUUUCAUCCAUUUUGUCGGAAGUGUCUGAACGAGUGAUGGAGAGAUGUGGUUAUCAGAUUGAGGAAAGCCCACGGACCUCAUUUCAGGACCAACUGUUCUAUGAUCAGGACCUGCAGCUGUACUUUGACCCUAGCAGAGAUUGCUACUACCAGUACGAUCAUGAACAGAGACGUUACGUCUUUCAUUCUCAAGUCACUCCAAUAGAUGCUAAGGGACAAGAUACUGCGAGAAAGGAAAAAAAGAAGUGCAUUGUCAUCAGCAGUGACUCGGAUUCAGUCUCUGAGGAAGAAGAGGGGGAGAUCCGCUCUCCUAAGAGGCCGCGACUGCCCAUAGGUUCCCCACCUCCCGAGAACCAGUGGAUCUCCUGUCUCAGAAUGGUAGUGACAGACAGUGACAGUCUAGGCAAGGGCUCAGUAUUUAUUAUCACUGCCAAGGGUGCCAACAUUGGAAGAGAACCUGAGGGUGUGAAUGGUGUAAAGAUCCCUGAGUUAUGUGUGAGCAAGUCUCAUGCUAAACUCAGCUACGACAAGGCAGAGCAGUGCUUCACACUCACUGACCUGGGCAGUGUCAAUGGUAGUAGCCUCAACAACCACAGGCUCAGUAAGCCAAAGGAGGCGUGUACCCCCCACCCAAUCUCCCAUGGCGACACUCUAACUAUCGGCUCCACCACUUGCUCAAUGCACAUCCAUGCAGGCCUUGAGGUAUGUGACGGCUGUGACCCUGGCAACCCCCUGCCACCUGUCGAGGCAGCAAAGAUAGAGACGAAGGAGAGCUUGGACCUGAAGCGGAGAAAAGAGCUCAACAGAAUCAAAAAGAAAUACGGAUUGCGUGUCAAAGAUGUGUUUGGCGAACGUCCUGAAGAAAAAGGUCAUUACAAGGACCGAGCAGAGCUACGUCGUGUGACUGUCGGCUCUGAUCUUCCUGACUUAGACUAUCCUGAUGCACUGCCUUCCUCUGCUGACAGGGCAAUUGAUGAUGACAAUGUUGGUCACCGUAUGUUGGUGAAAAUGGGGUGGAGUGGAACGGGGCUGGGGAAGGAGGAACAGGGACAUGUCAACCCUGUUCGAACACAAAUCAGAAAUCCUAAAUCUGGUUUGGGUUUUGAAGACUCCGGUAGGAGCGGCCUGGAUUCAAGAAAUUCAAAGUCAAAACGAAUAAAGGUAGCAGCGAGCAUUGUUACUGUUACCAUGAAGCGGGCUGGAGAUGUUGUCAAUUGCAUAGAGCCAGAUACACUCUAUCAUGUUGAAUUCAGGAACACUGCAAAGUCGGGACACAAAAUCGGUGGAAUUUUGGUGAAGCAAAUUGGAUCAAUUUCUGGGAAAGUACUGAUCAAAGGGUAUCUCCCAGUUAACACUGUUGGUCCAAUAUGCGGCGAUAACUCUAUCGCACAUUCUUGUCGGUCAAAAUGUUUCCUUGGCGACAAUGGGGAAUGGCUGAACAUCACCUAUAUGUCAGCGUCGAUGAAAUCGUUACAAAAAGCCUCGAACGUCUCAUUCAGGUAUACAAUCGUGCUUUCUAAACAUGGUGACUUUCCCAAGCACAUCGAUAACGAAAUCAUCACAUUUCCAGUUUGUCCAAUUGUGAAGUACUGCCCCAACUUUGGUUUGAAGCUGGGAGCCAUAAAAAGUGACACAAAGUGUGGAAAGAUAAGAACUGUAAAGUCAAACGAAACUCACAUAUUCACUUCCAACAUUACUAACAUUAACUACACCUGCCACACUAAAAUGUCUGUAAAGAAGACGGACUGCCAUCCCACCUGUACGGAGGAUGGCCAGGAAUUGUGUUGCAAAAAUAGGAUAGCAAUCAUGAGGCCCCGUAAUUUCACUUGCACAGCAGCACCCGAGUUGAAUACGGGGGAGAUUGCUGAUGUAACAAUAACACGAACAGCAAAUGUUUUACAAACCAAGCUAUGUGUUUGCUACUUGUGUGCAGAUAUACUAUGUGAUGAUGAUGAGUACGUGCUCCCCUAAAAUGACUUUAAACGAAUAUUAUAGGAGUCAUUUAUAUUAACACAUUCAAGAUCGACAUACAUCUACCAACGGUUCUCAAGGCAGAUAAUUAUCUCUUUAUCUCUUUACUCUAACUUUGGCAACAACAAACGACUACACUUAACAAUUAAUUAAUUUAUUGCUGGACUGCUUAAUAAUUAUUGUCCCCAACAUUCUCUUAAUUGCAAUUGUCUAUACAUGAUUGUGGCUAUAAUUUAUAUCAAGUUAAAAUAAUGUCGAUAAUUAUAAUUUUAAUCGUUAAUUCUCCUAAGAGAGAUUUAAAUCAUAAUAAUUGUAAUCGACCAUUAUUAUGGAAAGAGUGCCAUAAUUAUCAUCAAAAUAA
Molecule: messenger RNA, 3098 nt
Organism: Halichondria panicea
Lineage: Eukaryota; Metazoa; Porifera; Demospongiae; Suberitida; Halichondriidae
Product: angiogenic factor with G patch and FHA domains 1-like
Exons: 17
Coding region: 803-2737 (644 amino acids)
Molecular function (GO): protein binding; nucleic acid binding
Source: RefSeq, a predicted model, not a curated record